UCAGCCAACCAGAUAGGCUACAUUUAUACCCAAAAAAUGUUUUAAAUGUUACAGGAUCGCUCACAAGUAUUUAUUUUAUAAGCUACUAAGUAAUAAAAUGUUUAGUUUCAGUUUAUUCAACGGAGACCUGAUUUCACCAAUCACAUUGCGGCGCUCCAAACUUUCCACCAAUCAGAGAAGCUCGUGUAACUUAAGCGAAAGUUUGCGGAGCCGCUCGCGCACCUCGUUCUGUUUUGAUCCGCUGUCUGUCUGUAGGUGGUGAAGCCCGGAUGGGGACACUUUUGUUUCUAUGCUAAUAUUUCCUUUACGAACCGCGGCGCUUUUGUCAACGCUCAGGUUUAUAUGGGGGAGAAUGACGACAUGUAUCUGUGGUUGAGAAAGCGCACGCAGCAGUGUUUCUGAAGACCUCUCGAGAUCUGCUGUAGCCAUGAGUUGUUUGGAUGUUAUGUAUCAUCAGAGUUAUGGAGCUCAUCAUUACCUGCCUGCGACAUCAGCGGCAGCUGCGGCGUAUAAAGCGGCAUAUUAUCAUCAUCAUCAUCAGCAGCAACAACAGCAUCAGCAGCAGAAGAAGUUUGGUGCCUACAGCAGGAUGCAGGAUUCUCAAGAGUUUUCCUCUCACUGUGGUCAGAAUAAGCAGCACACAACGGCGAAGCCCCGUCCUGCUCCUGAGCUCCAGAGAGACGAGGAGCAGAACGCUGGAGAAGAGGAGCGGUGUAAGGAGACGCAGCAGCCUGCUGAGGCGGAGUACUUGAGCUCCAGGUGUGUGGUGUUCACCUAUUUUCGUGGAGACAUCGGGGACGUGGUGGAUGAACAUUUUUCCCGAGCUUUGAGUCAGCCUAGCACCUUCACCGGUGAUGUUAAAACCAGCAGGAUUCAUUCUGGAGGACCAUGGAAAGAUGGAGGCUCUAACUCUGAGAGUCAGUGUGGCUCUAUAUCAUCGUCUCUGUGGGGCAACGGCUACCUAUCUCAGACCAGUCCGUGUGUCCCCUCCUCGCACCCCGACUUCCCCCACACCGCAGCUUUUCACCCUGCAGACACUGGCAUCUGGAGCAGCCACAACCUUACGCAGACCGGCCUGCCCCCACAUUCUGGUCUCACUGACUCUUGGCACUAUGGCCUGGGAGCCCAGAGCGGAGCGGGAUAUGCCCACGUUCAUGAGAUGUACCCUCACAUGCAUCCGCGGCACCCGCAUGCACAUUCCCACGCCCAUCACGUGCUCCAUCACGCUCACAGCCCCGCUCUGGACCCGCGUUUCAGCCCACUUUUGAUACCUGGUGUGAGAGCAUCUUGUAGCCCGACUUCAUGCACAGAUGGAAUCAAGACAGAGUUGGAACCAAGCAGCAUCCCGGGACCUACCUGGCCUGCUUCUUUCCAUGGGUCGGUGGAUAUCUAUGAGACAGCACUUGAGCAAGAUAAAGCAAAGGCCAGUGUUUGGUUCUGAGAAGAUUCAGUGGGACUUUCUGCCUCAGACCGGACCAUUUCUGUUGCGUCCGCAGUACUGCAUGUGGAAUCUUUCCCCACAAGCCUUUCUUGGGAACUAUUCAGGGAAACAUCACUCUUUAUCAGUGAGACAAGCACAAAAACAGCUUUGGGGAAAACGAGUGUUUUUGUAAAGCAUACCAUCCUGUCUGAGUUUGUGCCCUCGUGGACCGAGAUCAGAUCCAAUUCAGAGGGACUCUUCUGCCAUCUGGGCUUUUACAGACUUUUUACAGUCUACAAAGUGGUAUCUACUGUUCAACAAUGCCACAUACCCCAAAUAUAAGGUUUAAGAGGUAUAUCUCCUUUCUUUACACGAGAGAGGUUUCUCAUUGGUUGAUGCUUUAGAGCCGUAUUAAUGUACUCAUCACAGGUUCUGUUGAAAGAACUGAUUGUCUUAGUACGGUAAAACGCGUGUGAAUGUUGGAUAAACAGUGGACUUUUAAAUAAAAAUCUUUAUUUACUUUAAUAUAUUUGUCUAAAGUAGUCUUGGUAUGUUACUGAUUUAUUUUUUGUGUUCGUAAUGUGUUCGCAGUAUCGUUUGUUAUGAUGUCAUUGUCUUGCCUUUGGGGAAUAAGUCAACAAGUUUAAUGCUAAUAAUAAACUGCUGAGUUUUAUUGGCAAAAUA
Messenger RNA from Misgurnus anguillicaudatus (oriental weatherfish), 2104 nucleotides. It is a transcript of the gene vgll3, whose product is annotated as vestigial-like family member 3. Lineage: Eukaryota; Metazoa; Chordata; Actinopteri; Cypriniformes; Cobitidae. Gene Ontology annotation, cellular component: nucleus. Gene Ontology annotation, biological process: regulation of DNA-templated transcription. The record is from RefSeq and is a predicted model, not a curated record.